GGCAUGGCCCCACAAUCACACGCAGAAGCUGAAAAGGAAGUGGAUCGGGUAACCGGGUCAGAUCACAAAUCUCAAGAUUCAAUUUUUACUUCUGAACCAAGUAUCUAGCUCAAGAAGAGAUUUUGGGGUUUGAUGUGUGUAUAGUUCUUGACAAUGUCCUCAGCUCAAGAUCCAUUUUACAUUGUGAAAGAAGAAAUUCAAGAUUCUAUUGAUAAAUUGCUAAGUAGUUUUCACAAAUGGGAACAAAUGGCAUUGGAUGCUGUGGAUCAUGGCCAUCUUACAAAGGAGCUGCUUGCUGGUUGUGAGAGUAUUCAGUGGCAGGUGGUUGAGUUGGAGAAGACAAUUUCUGUAGCAGCCAGGGAUCCUUCUUUGUAUGGACUCACUGUAGUGGAGCUUGAAAAACGAAGGAGGUGGACCAGCACUGCCCGAACCCAGCUGAGCAAUGUCAAGAAUGCAGUAGUGGCUGGAAAGGAAAUGAACGGCACAGGUAACAUCAGUGCGAGUGCAACACGUCGUGAACUUAUGAGGCUACCAGAUUCUAAUCAGACAGAUAGAUCCAAUCAGUAUAUUGCCAGAAACAAUGAUGAUUUCAUAUCAUCAGAGUCGGACAGACAGUUACUUCUCAUAAAGCAACAGGAUGAAGAACUAGAUGAGCUCAGUGCGAGUGUAGAAAGAAUUGGAGGUGUUGGGCUUACUAUACAUGAAGAACUCCUUUCACAGGAGAAAAUAUUAGAUGAGUUGGGUAAUGAAAUGGAUAGUACAUCAAAUCGUCUUGAUUUUGUUCAAAAAAAGGUUGCUAUGGUUAUGAAGAAAGCUAGUGUGAAAGGACAGCUGAUGAUGAUAUUUGCCCUAAUUGCUCUCUUUAUUAUUUUAUUUGUUUUGGUUUUUGUAACUUAGGUUAGAGGAUGAGCCUCCUUGACAAUGUGCCAUUUUUACAUAAUUAGUAAACAAAUUUAUAAAAUAAGCUUAAAAUUCAAUUAUAAAUGAGUGUUUGAAUUGA
Messenger RNA from Daucus carota subsp. sativus, 1000 nucleotides. RefSeq names its product syntaxin-61. Gene Ontology annotation, biological process: Golgi vesicle transport. Gene Ontology annotation, cellular component: membrane. Lineage: Eukaryota; Viridiplantae; Streptophyta; Magnoliopsida; Apiales; Apiaceae. The record is from RefSeq and is a predicted model, not a curated record. The transcript is spliced from 8 exons. The coding region runs from base 154 to 897 and encodes 247 amino acids.